Amaranthus tricolor (Joseph's coat) is the source of this 768-nucleotide messenger RNA. RefSeq lists its product as uncharacterized. The coding region runs from base 248 to 709 and encodes 153 amino acids. The transcript has 2 exons. NCBI's taxonomy places the organism in Eukaryota, Viridiplantae, Streptophyta, Magnoliopsida, Caryophyllales, Amaranthaceae. The record is from RefSeq and is a predicted model, not a curated record.
UCAAAUCUCUCUAUACGAUUCAAAUCUAAAGCAAAUUAAAACGAAUUCUUACACAAUUUUCUCAAUUGUUCAGCCAUUACAGGUUGUGCAUGGUAGAAAUUUCAUCGCAUUAUAUGCGAGAUUCCCCCUUUCUAUUUACAACGGGGGUUUUCAUUCAUUAUUCAUCUGGUUUUGCAUUCGUUUUCGGUUCGUUUAAGGAACGCUGGUACUACCGCUGCUUUGGCCUUGAUCCUUGUUAAUCGUUACAAUGAAAUCAUCAACACCAGAAAAAAAACGAAAUAAAUUUACGAUGUUAUUGCAAAUCAAGCAAAAGAAGGCCCAAAGUUAUUACAAAGACAAUCGUAUGUUGAUUACUGUCAACGUUCUAGGCAGUACGGGGCCAUUGAGGUUUUUGGUGUAUGAAGAUGAGGUUGUUUCUACUGUUAUCAAUAUGACAUUGAAAUCUUAUGCUCGUGAAGGUCGUCUUCCUGUACUUGGAUCAAAUCUUAAUGAUUUUCUUCUUUAUUGCCCUACCUCUGAUAAUGCUCUGAGUCUAUUUGAGGCAAUUGGAGCGCAUGGUUCCCGGAAUUUUCUACUCUGCAAGAAGCCACAAACUGAAAAUGCUAAAAAUGCUGAAAAUGAGUCUAGUACGUCCAGUGCUAGACGGGGAAAAAGCAGGUUGAAGUCAUUGCUCAACAAGACAUUAAGUCGCCAAGUCGCCUCGCAUUAAUUUGAAUGUUGAUAUUUCUCUCUCCGGCUGUGUUAUGACCCAAAAUUAAAUAUAUAUUC